This is a messenger RNA of Elephantulus edwardii (Cape elephant shrew), 1304 nucleotides long. It is a transcript of the gene NDRG3, whose product is annotated as NDRG family member 3. The record is from RefSeq and is a predicted model, not a curated record. NCBI's taxonomy places the organism in Eukaryota, Metazoa, Chordata, Mammalia, Macroscelidea, Macroscelididae. Bases 95 to 907 code for a protein of 270 amino acids. Gene Ontology annotation, biological process: signal transduction. Gene Ontology annotation, cellular component: cytoplasm. The transcript has 12 exons.
AGUUAUUAAUCUAUUCUUGAGAAUCCUCCACUCUCAUCUAUCCUCAUGGAUGAACUUCAGGAUGUUCAACUCACAGAGAUCAAACCACUUCUAAAUGAUAAGAUACCAGUAUCCCACAAUGGACGAACUGGCAGAAAUGCUGCCUUCUGUUCUUACCCACUUGAGUCUGAAAGGCAUCAUUGGGAUUGGAGUUGGAGCAGGAGCUUACAUCCUCAGCAGAUUUGCACUCAAUCAUCCAGAGCUUGUGGAAGGCCUUGUGCUUAUCAACGUUGACCCCUGUGCUAAAGGCUGGAUUGACUGGGCAGCUUCCAAAAUCUCAUGCUUGACAACCAAUGUUGUGGAUAUUAUUUUGGCGCAUCACUUUGGGCAGGAAGAACUACAGGCCAACAUGGAUCUAAUUCAAACCUACAGACUUCAUAUUGCCCAAGAUAUCAACCAGGAAAACCUACAGCUCUUCCUGAGUUCCUAUAAUGGACGCCGAGAUCUGGAGAUUGAAAGACCCUUGGUGGGUCAAAAUGGCAAUGCAAGAACAUUAAAGUGUUGUACGUUAUUGGUGGUAGGGGACAGUUCACCUGCAGUGGAGGCUGUGGUUGAAUGUAAUUCUCGCCUGGACCCUAUUAAUACAACUUUGCUAAAGAUGGCAGACUGUGGGGGACUGCCCCAAGUGGUUCAGCCUGGAAAGCUCACCGAGGCCUUCAAGUACUUUUUGCAGGGAAUGGGCUACAUACCGUCUGCCAGCAUGACCCGACUCGCCCGAUCACGAACCCACUCAACGUCAAGUAGCCUGAGCUCUGGAGAAAGUCCCUACAGCCGGUCUCUCAUCAGCAAUCAGUCAGAUGGAACUCAAGGAGUCCCUGAGUCCUCUGAGGACCCGGACAAACAAGAGACCAUGGAGGUGUCCUGCUAAACAGAUGCCCAUACCCAGACCAUACAAGUCCAUCUGUUCACUCCAUAAUACAACAUUUCAUCCGGCAAACUGGCAUCUACUAUCUUUAACUCAUGCAUGGCCACUGAAUCUCUCUCUCCCCCUUUCUCUCUAUUGUAGCCUGAAUUUAUCAUUCUCUCUGCCCACUUGACCCUUUUUUUGUAUGUACCAAGAACCACUCCCAUGCCAUAACUCUUAACAUUCCAUCAUCUUUAGCAGACCAAAUCAUAUCUUUUCUUGCCAGCUUUUCCCUGUGCUCUCCCAACUAUGUAUCUGAUAAGAUUCUUUAAUCCCAACUCUGUGUGUGCGCGAGCACGUAUGUCUGUGUUUGUAUGCAUAGCUCUGUGAUUUUAGACAUGCUUUCUUGUAGAGCUUCUGC